AUGCCUACUAUGAUACAAACCAUCGCCCUCAUGGCCCGCGACGUGGUAGAUAACAACAACGUUCUAAGGGACAAAGCCUUGGGCCCUUCCGCAACCAUCAAACUCGUGGCAGCAAUCACAGCAGGCGGCUGGAUUACCUUCGGCUUGAUAAUCGGUCUGGUCCUAAACUCGCGCGGAAAAGCCAGUAGCUUUGUCCCAGAGUGGUAUCUCGACUCUAACGGUUGUAUGUUGGCAAAACUCGGCGUGGCAGCGUGGUGGGUCACUAUAAUUCUGUUCUGGCCUGUCAUCUGCUUGGGUUAUGUUAUCUUGGCUGCUAGAAGAGGUAUUCGGAAUCUGUCUUUGAAGUAUGGUGGGGAAAGGAAGCAAAAGACGGAGAGUGAGACUUCUGAAACCACUCUUGUUUAA
This is a messenger RNA of Fusarium subglutinans, 405 nucleotides long. RefSeq lists its product as uncharacterized. The transcript has a single exon. NCBI's taxonomy places the organism in Eukaryota, Fungi, Ascomycota, Sordariomycetes, Hypocreales, Nectriaceae. The record is from RefSeq and is a predicted model, not a curated record. Bases 1 to 405 code for a protein of 134 amino acids.